This is a messenger RNA of Phytophthora sojae, 2223 nucleotides long. RefSeq lists its product as hypothetical. NCBI's taxonomy places the organism in Eukaryota, Oomycota, Peronosporomycetes, Peronosporales, Peronosporaceae. The record is from RefSeq and is a predicted model, not a curated record. The transcript has 5 exons. Bases 1 to 2223 code for a protein of 740 amino acids. Gene Ontology annotation, molecular function: zinc ion binding.
AUGUUGAUCGCACGCUCCGGGGAGGGCAACGUUGGUGACAGCGCUGAUGAGGAUGAGCAACUGGACUCGAUUUGCCAGCAGCUAGAUUUUGGGGGCGACGACGAAGUUGAGAUAGACGUGGGUGUAGAUCGCGGUGCUUUCGAGUUGGUGGAGGCUACCGUAGCGAAGUAUGUGUCGGUGGGGUUCUACGAUUCGCUACAGGAGGCGACCGUGGCACUACAGCAGCACAACGAGUUUGAAUACACCUACAAAACUCGGUACACCUCGAAAAAUGUCACUGGGACUGAGUUCAAACGUCGCUCGCAUGCUAUGUGCCCCAGCCGUCUCAAAAUUGUUGAGCGGAAACUUGGAGCUAACUUAGUUCGAUACGAGUUGUUGCAGAAGGGUGAGCACGGUGAUGCUUCUGUCUCGCGCACGCGGCAUGGUAUUGCAGCUGUUCACAAGUCUGAAAUUGACUCACUAUUGGAGUUAGGCAUGGGAGCAAGUCGAGUACGCAAUAUGUUGUUGCACAAAUAUCGACGCGAUCCUGACCUUUUGAAUUUGGUGCCUGAGGUUCGUAAGAUCGAGAAUAGAAAAGCGACUAUCAAGAAAAAUAUGGAGGAAGGCUGGGAUAUUGACGACUUCAACACAAUUGACAUCUGGGCACACUCGCGAUUGUGUCAAACCCGUGAAGUUUUCGACUCGGCCGACGAGUCAGACUUCGCAAAGAUGAACGAGUUGCUCGUGCUCGAGCGCUUCCAGCACAAUUUUGACGACAACGGAAAAACGAAAGCUUCGCUCGGCUUAAUCAUGACCUCGCGAGCGCUAUUUCGUAACGUGGCAAAAGCGACAACCUCUCAGAGAGGCAGUCUUGCGAUGUCGACGGACGGCACAUACCGAAUCCAUUGUGGCAACUGGACGUUGGUGGAUUGCGGUGGGAUCUCUGUCGAAUGGGAGACAACUCACCAUGUUCAGCGAUUUAGGCCCUGGCUGUACAUGUUUGUCCGGUCGGAGUGCACUUUUGCAUACGAGCAAAUGUUCGGUGCGCUCAUUAAAUACGGACGCAUUUUUCUUGACGUUGACGUGAAUUUAGCUUGCUGCAGUAUCGAUCACUGCGCUGGAGACCGUCUGGCCGGAAGUGAUCAUUUUCUCAAGUGGCUUCACGAAACGCGCUCCCUAAAUCAAUUUCGCAAUCUCUCGAAGUGCGUUGUGCGGUGGUGGAAGUUAAAAGGAGAGACCGCGUAUGCGGAGUGGCUAGAAGAUGUUUACCUCACAUCGCGAUGGGAGCGGUGGAGCGUAAACAGCAGUCCGAUACCAGGAGUCUUGCCAACACAGCAGGCCAUUGAGAGCCACCACAAAGUGAUAAAAGAGGUGAUCACAGCCUUUGAGAAGGCCCCGACGAUUCACGUAUUAAACUCUGCUCUGCCCAGACUCUUAAUUCUUGGUUCGGAUACGUUAUCAGACGGCCCUCAGGGUCAUUUCUGCGAAUGCCCUUUGCCGAAGGAUGCAGUCUCUAAGGCCAAGUUGUUACUGACGUUGCCAGAAAACCAUCGUGAAAUAACGGAGGCCGGCCAACGUGGCAUUCCCGUUCGAAUCGUAUUCAACAGUGGUAACGCCAUUGUGCGUUCGAAGAACUUAGCUGGGUCUACGGUCACUACCCCGCGCUCGAAAACCUUUGUUUCAUCGCUAGAAGGUAGUACAGGAAGACGGGCGUCCGUCUUUGACAUUUGGACGAAGUUUCUUUCAUUGCAACAGGUGUCGGUCAACGUCAAGCGCGCACGAGCGAUGCCAGAGUUUCAACUUCGCCCUACUUGGCCUUUAUCCGACAUUGAAAUGGUUCGAGAUACACGCCGAUGCACCUGCAAGAGUUACAUGUACUCUGUCUGGGUCUGCUCGCAUGUGAUUGCCUCCCUCAAACUGCUGAAAAAGCUAGAUUUGGAGCUUGCAACAGAAGUUAUCCAAGCACGGAGGCCUCCAGGCCGACCUCGAGCAUCGGUUGGAGCCCGUCAACAAGAGCCGGUAUCUACCAACUUUUGGGAUCCCGAUCGGCUUGAAGCCCUUCUUACCAAAGAGCCUUACACUCCUUUGCAAUGGGCUUUCAUUACACAAGUUGACGUUCAAAAGGAAGGCCAAGCUUCUACUUUUCGCGAAGAUCGUAUUGGUACAGUUGGCGGUGUUCGACUGUCGGAGGAAGACGGUGAAGCGUGGCCUUCGUUCACGGCGACGUGCAAUACUACCAAGUAG